UUAUAAUUUAAAUUAUAAUAUUUUAUAUUUUUCAGAUUGACGAGGAAUACCUUGGUCGAACAAUAGAAGAACCUUUCUACCGGGAAACAGUGACGGUGAAGGACCGAAAACAUAUUAUCCUGUCUACAGACGUACAGCUCAGCCUUCUCUCCAGAGCGAAGUCAUGGUACAUCGACGGUACAUUCAAAGUGGUGAAGACUCCCUUCACUCAACUUUUGUCUGUUCACGCUUUCAUCAAGUCCGGGGAAAACAUGAAGCAGGUCCCUUUAUGUUUUGUACUAAUGUCUGGGAAAAAACGGCGUGACUAUAAAAAGGUCUUCCGAGCGAUCAGCAAUCUAACACCUGGGCGAUGCGUUGAAACAUUCGUUGUUGAUUUUGAAGCAGGAAUGUGGCAGGGGCUAAGAGACGUGUUUGAGGAUCCCCACAUUAAAGGCUGUGCGUUUCAUUUCGGACAGGCCCUCUUCCGUAAAGUACAAGAACUUGGUCUACAGACAGCUUACAGUGAACAGAAUGAUGUUUAUCAACUUUUAAGGAAGACGUUUUCCCUCCCACUUCUGCCAGCAGACGACAUUAGACCAGCUUUCCAGUAUCUGAAGUCGAAGAGUUCAACCCCAGAAACAGACGCCUACAUCAACUACAUCGAGAAUACCUGGAUCAACAACGUCAUUUGGCCUGUGGAAUCGUGGUGUCAGUUUGGACGAUCUGUGAGAACCAAUAACGACUGUGAAGGCUGGCAUAACAAACUGAACAGACGAGCCAGGAAAGGGAACCUUCCAUUCUACGUUUUGAUAUCCCUUCUAUAUAAGGAAGCAGCAGAUGUGAAAAUUCAGACGAAGUUGGUGAAAGAGAAGAAACUUAAACGAUAUCAAACCAAGCAGACGAAGAAGAUUCAAGGACGACUGUGGGCCCUUUGGGAACAGUACAGAUUAAGAACAAUUACCACCAGCGCUUUGCUUGAUGCUUGUGCAGCCCUGUAUGGUCCCGCAUAAACAACGGUGUAUAAGAGUUCCCUCACAACUGGACACUACUUGU
Ruditapes philippinarum (Manila clam) is the source of this 1032-nucleotide messenger RNA. RefSeq lists its product as uncharacterized. The coding region runs from base 252 to 989 and encodes 245 amino acids. The transcript has 3 exons. The record is from RefSeq and is a predicted model, not a curated record. NCBI's taxonomy places the organism in Eukaryota, Metazoa, Mollusca, Bivalvia, Venerida, Veneridae.